AUGGCCGCGCCUGCCCUCUCGCAACGGGCUGGUUCCGUUAGCAGCCUCGGGAACAGCCCCACUGCAACUCCCAGCGCCACAAACAACAAAAUCAUCCAUACCUAUCCCGAAAUCGACUUCAGAUCCGGAGCAAGGAUCGAAGAGUUGAACAAACUCAUUCACGAAUUUGGUAAACACGACCAACGGGAAUAUGACGACCAGCGGGCUCUGGAGAUCCACACGGCAAAGGAUUUUAUUUUCUCCGUGCUCGGCAUGGUGCAGAAACUGGACCAGAAGCUUCCGGUUGCUAACGAGUACUUGUUGCUGUCGGGGGGGGUGCGCGAGGGGGUGGUGGACAUGGAUUUGGGCGAGUUGAGCGUUUACGCUCGCGGUGCCGACUAUGACAUGGACUUCACUCUGCUGGUGCCCGCCCUGAAACUCCACGACCGGAACCAGCCGGUGACGCUGGACAUGCGCCAGUCCACGGUGUGCCAUUCCUGGCUCAGUCUCCGCCUGUUUGACGAGGGCACCAUCGCUAAAUGGAGAGACUGCUGCACCGCCGUCGACCACGUCAGCGGGACCACCAACUACUUUUUCUCCCCCACUUUGGUCUCCGACUGGUUCUACAGAUCCAUCAACCUGGUCCUGUCAGAGAUCCAGAAGAAACCGCAGCGCGGGAUGCCGCGGGUGGAGAAAGUGGAGCGAAACGGCACCAUCAUCUCCAUCAUCCUGGGCGUGGGCAGCAGUCGGAUGCUCUACGACGUGGUGCCGGUGGUGUCGUUUAAAGGCUGGCCCGCUGUGGCCCAGAGCUGGCUGAUGGAGAACCAUUUUUGGGACGGAAAGAUCACGGAGGAAGAGGUGAUCAGCGGGUUCUACCUGGUGCCCGCGUGCUCCGCCAAAGGCUGCAGGGAGAAGGAGUGGCGUCUGUCCUUUGCCCGCAGCGAGGUGCAGCUGAAGAAGUGUAUCUCGGCUGGUCUGAUGCAGGCCUACCAGGCCUGUAAAGCCCUGAUCACAAAGCUGUUGUCCCGACCCAAAGCCGUGGGACCGUACCACCUCCGCACCCUCAUGCUCUGGGCCUGCGACCGCCUCCCCGCCAACUACCUGGCGCAGGAGGACUACGCCGCCCAUUUCCUGUUGGGUCUUAUCGACGACCUCCAGCAUUGCCUUGUCAACAAGAUGUGCCCAAAUUAUUUUAUCCCACAAUGCAACAUGUUGGAGCACCUGUCUGACGACACAGCGAUGCUACAUGCUCGCAAACUCUCGUCCGUAAGGUCGGACCCCGCGGAGCACCUCCGCACGGCCAUCGAACACGCCAAAGCCGCCAACCGCCUGAACGUGGAGGUGCAGUGGAGGAGUAACAGCGCCUCCUCAUCCUCUCUGUCCUCUCCUCAGUGCGACUCCAAUGGGGAACAGCAGCCAGACGACCGACUGGCCAAGAAACUCCAGCAGCUCGUCACGGAGAACCCCGGAAAGUCCAUAUCCGUUUUCAUCAACCCCGACGACGUCACACGCCCGCACUUCCGCAUUGAUGACAAAUUCUUCUGAAGCCACACCAAUUUAGGAAAAAAAUAAAUAAAUAAAAUUCCGCCCUCUCUCUCCAAACUUGCCAACGUUUGUCUCAACCAAUGGUAGAGCUCAAAGUGUGAGCUGAAGAUGACGGUUGAACUGUUGU
This is a messenger RNA of Chanos chanos (milkfish), 1651 nucleotides long. RefSeq names its product protein MB21D2. The transcript has 2 exons. The record is from RefSeq and is a predicted model, not a curated record. Lineage: Eukaryota; Metazoa; Chordata; Actinopteri; Gonorynchiformes; Chanidae. Bases 1 to 1524 code for a protein of 507 amino acids.